This is a messenger RNA of Colletotrichum godetiae, 1419 nucleotides long. Its product is annotated as heterokaryon incompatibility protein. The transcript has a single exon. The coding region runs from base 1 to 1419 and encodes 472 amino acids. NCBI's taxonomy places the organism in Eukaryota, Fungi, Ascomycota, Sordariomycetes, Glomerellales, Glomerellaceae. The record is from RefSeq and is a predicted model, not a curated record.
AUGUGGCUUCUCAAUACCACCACCUACGAACUGCGCAUGUUCAUCGUCGGCAGUACUGUGCCCUCCUACGCUAUCCUCUCACACACUUGGGGAUCCGACGAGGUGACAUUUCAAGACAUCCAAACCCUGCCCCUGGCAUCCAAGAAAGCCGGCUUCACCAAGAUCCAAGGAUGCUGCACCCAAGCCCUGCGUCACAACAUUGAAUGGGCCUGGAUCGAUUCCUGCUGCAUAGACAAGACCUCCUCCGCAGAGUUGUCCGAGGCCAUCAACUCCAUGUACUCUUACUACCUCCUCUCCCGCGUCUGCUUCGUCUACCUAGCCGAUGUACCGCCGCUAUCCUCCUCCCCUCCCAUGGACCGGCUCCCAUCACUCGCUUCCUCAAAGUGGUUCACUCGCGGCUGGACACUCCAGGAACUCAUUGCACCCCGGAGAUCAAUCUUCUACACCUCGGACUGGUCCCGUCUCGGGACCAAGGGCGUGCACACCGACGAACGCCCCUUUAUCCAGGCCCUCUCCUCCAUCACAGGAAUCUUUGAGUCCGUCCUCGCCAAAACCCGCCAGCCGCGCGACUACUCCGUCGCAGAACGCAUGUCCUGGGCAGCAAACCGCCAGACCACCCGCGCAGAAGACCUAGCCUACUGCCUCAUGGGCCUCUUCGGCGUCAACUUCCCCGUGUUAUACGGCGAAGGGCUCAAGCACGCAUUUCAACGCCUCCAACACGAGAUCAUACGGACAUCUCCCGACGAGACAAUCUUUGCGUGGAGGGCAGAUGCGCAGCAGCUGCUCGUGGACCCGUACACGGGCGAACGCCAAUCCAGGACCGUUACGUCGUCGGGCGUGCUCGCCGACUCGCCCGCCGACUUUGCCCACUCGCACGACGUUCACCAGCGCGCCCUUCUCCCGCCGUCUCCGUUUCGGGAGUUCAGCAUGACGAACAUGGGCCUCUCCAUCACGGCCAACCUCGUGCGCUUAACGCCUACUAUCAGCGGUGGGCCCCGCGGUAGUCCCGCGCCGCAGUCCAUGUUCGUGAUUCCCAUCGGUGCGAGUGGCCGGCCGAACGAUACCUCGCCGCGUACCCGGGUGGGGCUGUACCUAGAACCCGUGCUCGUGGCGGCGAGUCGCGCCGGCCACAAGACCUCAUACUUUCGCCGUGUAGUAUGCGAUAAGUUUUGUUUCGCGUCGACGGGCGAGUUCCCGCCAGGCGAGCUUGCCAACAUUUACAUCCUCGAAGACGAUCAGUUCGCCGAGAUGCAGUUCGCGGAUAGACCUUCCACCUCGAGACCGGGCUCGGCGUCGGGAUCUGGCUCGGAUGGGGGAGGGAACUGGUCGCCGUCGAUUGGAGCUAGGUUAUCGCUUUCUCCCAGUCCGUCUCCGAGACCCUCGCCUAGGGCAUCGCCACUGCCACGCAUGGAUUUGUGA